Mus pahari (shrew mouse) is the source of this 933-nucleotide messenger RNA. RefSeq names its product olfactory receptor 1013-like. Lineage: Eukaryota; Metazoa; Chordata; Mammalia; Rodentia; Muridae. The coding region runs from base 4 to 933 and encodes 309 amino acids. Gene Ontology annotation, molecular function: G protein-coupled receptor activity; olfactory receptor activity; odorant binding. Gene Ontology annotation, biological process: G protein-coupled receptor signaling pathway; sensory perception of smell. Gene Ontology annotation, cellular component: membrane. The transcript has a single exon. The record is from RefSeq and is a predicted model, not a curated record.
ACCAUGGAGAGAGGUAACCACACAAUAUCUGAGUUUAUCCUCUUGGGAUUCACCUCUGACCCUACCACACAAUUGGUCCUGUUUGUGGUGUUUCUCAUUAUGUACACAUUGAGUGUGUUAGGAAACAUCACUCUUAUCGUGUUGAUCUGCAAUGACUCCAGGCUCCACACACCCAUGUAUUUCUUCAUUGGAAAUCUGUCUUUUCUGGAUCUCUGGUUGUCUACUGUCUAUACUCCAAAGAUCUUAGCCAUAUGCAUAUCUGAAAAUAAGAGCAUAUCCUUUGCUAGCUGUGUGGCUCAGUUCUUCUUCUCUGCAGGACUGGACUACAGUGAGUGUUACCUGCUGGCUGCUAUGGCUUAUGACCGCUAUGUGGCCAUCUCAAAGCCACUGAUUUAUUCUCAAGCCAUGUCUAUGAAACUAUGUGCAUUUUUUGUAGCAGCGUCUUAUAUGGGUGGCUUUAUUAACUCUUCCAUCAUCACCAAGAAAACUUUUACCUUUGAUUUCUGUAACGACAACAUCAUUGAUGACUUUUUUUGUGACUUGCUUCCUUUGGUGAAUCUGGCUUGUGGUGGCAAGGAGGGAUACCAGGCCCUGAUGUACUUCCUACUGACCUCCAAUGUAAUGAUACCCAUUGCUCUAAUCCUGGCCUCCUAUAUCUUCAUAAUUGCCACUAUCUUGAGGAUCAGUUCCACCCAGGGUCGCAUGAAGGCCUUCUCAACCUGUUCCUCCCACCUCAUCUCUGUGACUUUGUACUAUGGCUCCAUUCUCUACAUCUACUCUCGUCCCCGUACCAGAUAUUCUUUAGAUUCAGACAAAGUUGUUUCAACAUUUUACACAGUAGUUUUCCCCAUGUUGAAUCCCUUCAUCUACAGCCUGAGGAAUAAGGAUGUGAAAGAGGCUCUGAAUAAACUUUUCAAGAUCAUUCCUUUGUGA